Molecule: messenger RNA, 1932 nt
Organism: Didymodactylos carnosus
Lineage: Eukaryota; Metazoa; Rotifera; Eurotatoria; Philodinida; Philodinidae
Source: the annotation of a GenBank genome assembly
AUGGACACAGGAGAAUCUCUAAAUUUAAUUACAAGUUUAAAAUCGUCAAAAAAUACAAAUCGUUAUUGUCUUCAACUGGCAUUGUUACCACAAAUACUUCCUGUAAAACAAUUUGGCUGGCAUAAUUAUUAUUAUGCAUCAACAACAAACGGUUGUGAUAAAGCAAAUGUUUCAGCGUUAUCCUCAUUAUCAAUCGCAGAUAACUCUAUGUUUGUUAUUCACUACAAUGCAAAUUGUUCAUUUGCAGAACAAUCAUAUAAUUUUCAGUUAGUAUUUGGUGAUAAAAUCAGUUUAUUAUAUAUAAUUGUUAUUCCAUAUACAAUAAUUCAAUCAUUAACAACAAAUAAAACACUUCCAGUAACAAUUCCUGUUUUACUCAUUAGACAAUCAGAAUUUAAUGGAUUAAUUAACGAUAAUAAAACAAAUCAAAUUGAACAAAUUUCAAUCGAUUAUUCAUUUCAUCAAUCACGACUUAAUAUAGUGACAUUAUUGAUGUAUAUUUUAAUUAUUUUAGUACUUUUCGCUGGCACCAUGUGGGCAGGCGAUGAAUUUAUUCAAAAAGUUAAAGAAUCCGUCGAUUAUUAUGCAUUUAAUCAACAAGGAAAAUAUACCGCCGUCAAUCCAAAUCCAAUAAAUAACAACGAUUCUAUGGAACCCUUGGCAACGAACCAACAAUCAUCGCCAAAUCUGUCAACACAAACAAAUACUACACAAGUAUUAUCUUCCUCUCCUACUGAUACUGUUACAGUACCAUUACCAAGAUCAAUUGUUUUACCACCACCACCAUCAUUUCAAAAAUUAAAAGAAUUAUCAUCGAAAGAAAACGAACAAGCCAUCUUAGCUAUGCCCUAUUGUACAAUAUUAUUUUUAUUAAUCACGGCCGUUGCCUGGAUAUUAUUAAUUUGGAAAUUUCCCACUGUGAUGGUUAAAAUUUUGCAAACAAUGUUUUGUAUUAGUGGUUUGUUUUCGUUGAAAUCGUGUUUAAAACGUUUUAGUUAUAUAAAAUAUUUUGUAAAAAUUUUAAGACGUUUUGAAAUUCGAUCAUGUGAAAUUCGAAAACCGUGCAAAUAUCAAAUUGGUCCAAUUAAUUAUUUUUCAAUACUUACAUUUUUUAUUGGUUUAACAGUAGUUAUUCUUUGGUACGUUUAUAGAAAACAACGAUGGUCAUGGAUAUUACAAGAUAUUAUUGGUGCUGCAUUAUGCAUUGUCGUUUUAUCUGUUUAUCGUUUAGCAAAUAUGAAAGUAAUUACAUUGAUUUUAUCAUUAUUUUUUUUCUACGAUAUAUUUUUUGUAUUCAUUACACCCUAUAUUCCAUUUUUCAAUGAUUCAACUAAAACUAAUUUAACAACAUUAUUAUCAACACAAACAACAAUUAGUGCAACGGGUAUCAAUUCAACAUUAACAAGUACAUUAUCACCUUAUUAUAUACCAACAAUACAAAGAGAAAUAAGAAAUAGAAAUCCAAGUAUUAUGGAAAAGGUUGCACUUGGACUUGGAAGUGGCGAUGAAGUUGUACCAUUAUUAUUUAGUGUACCAAGAAUAACAAAAUAUCCCGAUCCAUGUAUAACAAGUAAUGAUCAAAAAAUUGGUUUUGGAGAUAUUAUUUUGCCUGGAAUUUUAAUAACCUAUUGUAAAAUAUUUGAUAUAGCGAGUAAUAAUCGUAUUCAUGUUUAUUAUAUACAAUCGUUGAUUGCUUAUUCUAUUGGAUAUAUAUUGGUCAUUAUUGCCUUAGUCUUUAUGAACAUGCCACAACCAGCUCUUCUCUAUCUUGUUCCAUGUACUCUAUUAUCAACAAUUUUCACCGGUCUUAUUCGACGUGAAUUAAAAGAAUUAUAUUCAGGACGAAGAAUUAAACAAAUAUUUGAACAAUCAGAUCAAAUAUCGGUUGUUUCCAAACAUGACAAUCAAAUCAGACCUGAUGGAGACGGUUAA